This is a messenger RNA of Gracilinanus agilis (Agile Gracile Mouse Opossum), 1380 nucleotides long. RefSeq names its product dipeptidyl peptidase 1-like. Gene Ontology annotation, cellular component: lysosome. Gene Ontology annotation, molecular function: cysteine-type endopeptidase activity. The transcript is spliced from 7 exons. NCBI's taxonomy places the organism in Eukaryota, Metazoa, Chordata, Mammalia, Didelphimorphia, Didelphidae. The record is from RefSeq and is a predicted model, not a curated record. Bases 1 to 1380 code for a protein of 459 amino acids.
AUGGGGUCGUGUGGCUACUCGCUGCUGCCUGUCCUCUUCCUCCUCUCAGGGCUUCGUGAUGCCUCCUCCGACACUCCCGCCAAAUGCGAUUUUCGCGAUCUAGCUGGUACCUGGGUCUUUCAGGUAUUCGAGGGGCAGGGGCCGAAGGACAACCGCAUUAACUGCUCUGAGAUAGGACCAACAAAAGACAAAAUGGUAGUGAACCUGCAGUAUUUAGAUGUGGCACGAGAUGAAUUUGGCAAUACUGGCUUCUUCACCAUCAUUAACACUCAAGGUUUUGAGGUUGUGAUAAAUGGGUACAAAUGGUUUGCCUUCUUCAAGUAUAAUGGCAAGCAAGGCAAUGAGACAAGUGUUUGUCAUGAGACAUUUCCUGGAUGGGUUCAUGACGUUCUGGGCAGGAAUUGGGCAUGUUUCACUGCAAAUAAGGUUGAAGGCUCUGGUCCAUCUUUCCAAAUCAGUGAUCUAUCCUAUGAAGAGAAUGAGAAAAGGAUUUCACAGCUACCUUACAAGGACAAACAUGAAUUUGUGAAAGCCAUCAAUAGUGCUCAAAGUUCCUGGACUGCUACUGUCUAUGAAAACCAUGAAGGAUUCAAUAUAGAUAAACUGAUCAAGAAUAUCCAUUUAUUCCCCAGGCCAAAACCUGCACCAUUGACCCCUGAAACACUUGAAAAAACUCGAACUUUGCCAAGUUCUUGGGACUGGAGAAAUGUUAAUGGUGUCAACUAUGUUAGUCCUGUUCGAAGUCAUGUUUUUUAUGCCAGCUGUUGGAGUGCCUACGCAUUUGCUUCCGUAGCCAUGCUUGAGGCCCGAAUCCGUGUCGUAACCAAAAGUUCUGAAUCGCCAGUGCUCAGUAUCCAGCAGAUUCUGUCUUGCAGUGAAUAUUCUCGAGGCUGUGAUGGAGGUGACCCAUAUCUCACCGCUGGAAAGUAUGCCCAGGACUUUGGGAUGGUGGAAGAGAAUUGCUUUCCCUACCUGGGCCAUGAUUCUCCGUGUUCCCUGAAGAAUUGCACUCGCUAUUACGUCUCUGAUUACUACUAUGUGGGGGGUUUCUAUGGAGCAUGCAAUGAAGCCCUGAUGAAGCUCGAGCUGGUUCAGCAUGGGCCCAUUGUUGUCUCUUUUAAACUGUAUGAUGACUUCUUUCACUACCACAAAGGAAUCUAUCAAAACACAGAUUCUUUGAGUCCCUCAGUAGUGUCUGAUCAUGUGGGUCUUCUCGUAGGCUAUGGCACUGAUGAGAAGAGUGGUAAGGAUUACUGGAUAAUUAAAAAUAGCUGGGGGUCCUCUUGGGGUGAGGAUGGAUACCUCCGAUUCCUCCGAGGCAGUAAUGAAUGUGGCAUUGAGAGCAUGGCUGUGGCUGCCAUUCCAAUUCCCAAGUUGUAG